Molecule: messenger RNA, 3167 nt
Organism: Salvia splendens (bonfire salvia)
Lineage: Eukaryota; Viridiplantae; Streptophyta; Magnoliopsida; Lamiales; Lamiaceae
Exons: 2
Coding region: 1980-2819 (279 amino acids)
Source: RefSeq, a predicted model, not a curated record
UUUCCGCUUACAUCUAUAUUUUACUAUUCUACAUGGUAUCAGAGCGGAUUCGAAUCUGUCUCUAGAAAAUUAGGGUUUCCAAAACAAAAAAAAGGAACUAAAUUAGGGUUUCUGCCGCUGCCCGCUCUACUAUCCCCACUCUGCUCUUCCGUCACUACUAUACUCUACCCGAAAUUAUGUUUUGUUCUGCUCUACUGUGCUAUUAUGCCCAAACUAGGGUUUACGGUGUUGCUGCUCUACCCUGCCCAAAUUUGGGUUUCUACCACUACUAUAUUGCACAACUGCUCUUCUCUGCCCAAACUAGGGUUUCUGACGUUGCUGCAUUCUGCACUAUUAUGGUUAUGCUAUACCACUCUUUCCGAAAUUACAGUUAUGCUAUGCUCUACUCCGCUACUCUGCCCAAACUAGGGUUUUUACGUUGCUGUAUUCUGCGCUAUUAUUUGCAUGCUGUUCAACUCCUGCUCCGUUGCUCUGCGCGCUAUUAUCUGUCUGCGCUCUUGCUUGCUUUUAUCUACUCUGGUCAGCAGUUAUUAUUCUACUCCUCUACACCUCUACAACUACUCUGCUACAACUGUCACUACUAUGCUGCAUCUACUACUUCUGCUCUACAGUUGCUACUAUGCUACAACUGUCACUGCCCAGCAUCUGCUACUUCUGCUACAGUUGCAACAACUGCCCAACAGCUUCUGCUUCAGUUGCAACAACUGCUACAACAACUGCUACUCUGCUACAGCUGAUACUACUACCCUGCAUCUGCUACAGUUGCAACUAUUGUCCAGCUGCUACUCUGACACUAAUUACCCUGCAUCUGCUACAGUUGCAACUAUUGUCCACUCUGACACUAACUACCAUGCAUCUGCUACUCUGCUACAGUUGCUACUACUGUCCUAUAGCUGCUACUCUGCCUUGCAACUCUACUUAUGCAACAGCUGCAACUACUACUACCCUAUAGUUUCGACUACUACUAUUGUUGUCGAUUUCAUAGAAAAAAACAUUUUUGAGAACUUUGUACCAAGCUGGGUAAUAUAGAUGUUCCAGAUUGAGGGGGAGUGUUAAGAAUAUUAGUACUCUGUCCCACAUCGGUGAUAUGACAUAACCUAGCUUAGUUUCUUCUACUAUAUAUAUGUGGCAUAUGGCCUAUGUCGAGUAAUAAAAUACACCAACACCAAAUACACUACUACUUUCUCUACUAUGUCUAUUUACUUUUCCACUUACAUUUAUAUUUUACUGUUCUACACCACCAUAAGUGAGUCUUAUUCCUUUUUGGUCGUCCCACCAUAAGUGAGUCUGUUUCCCUUUUAGCAAAAAAAGUAAAAACAUUUUUACUCUCUUGUACUUUAUUCUUUCUUCACUUCUCUAUUUUAUUCUCUCCUUUAACCCACAAAACACUAUUUUCUUAAAUCUUGUGCCUGAAAGAACGUCUCACCUAUGGCGGAAUGGAGGGAGUAGUUUCCUAUGCGGAAUGGAGGGAGUAGAAUAGAAAACUAGGUCUCGCAAGGCAACUAUCAAAUUAGAUAUACAAUUACUGAAACAAGACUAUCACUGGAGAUAAAGAAAAACAAACGAGAAAACUUAUCUAAUAGAGAUCAAGCUAAUGAUCUCCAUUAUCUCUUGAGAUUAUUUUCAUUAUUAUGGAGAUUGUUGAAGAUUACAAUUAAUAGAGAUCAAGCUAAUGAUCUCCAUUAUCUCUUGAGAUUAUUUUCAUUAUUGUGGAGAUUGUUGAGAGGUUACUUUAAAUGUUGAGGAUUUGUUUCUUUGUUUAUCUAUAGGUGGAUCCUUAUAAAUAGCUCCUCUUUAGAAGAGCUAGAUAUCUCGAAAAAUAAAGUGUAUUAGGACGGUAUGAACCGUAGGCCUCUUCGGAGGAUUAUCUUGGCCUCUUUGGAGGAUUGUUAUUCUUUUAUAUUUAUUGAAUCCCAGUUCUUGUUUUACUUCCGCCUUUCACUCCAUAUCAAUUUGGUGCGGUGAACGUGGAUCGCAUCAUGGUGAACACUCAGAGCAUUGAAGAACGUCUUGACAGAUUGGAGAAGGCGGUCGCGAACAUCAAAGUGCAAAUGAGCACAUUCGAAGCCCGGAUCUCUAACUGUAUCAAUGAUGCCUUGGCACCAUUCUUGCAGGAUCUGCAGUCUCGUGGCUUCAUUCGGGAGCGCAGGCAACAGAUCGCAUUCACUUUAGAUGAUCAAUCUUUAUCUCACACCAACAAUACCAAGUCCCACAACUUCAACACUGAGCCAACGCCGUCCCUACUUCCUCUUGCACCUAAUCCGCCCCCAACCAGCCCCCUUGUGCAGGAGAUACAACCAGUCCAGCAACCCGUGACUCUCCCACGUUUGGAUGCACCAUCCAUCCCUGCAAAUCAGCAUCUCCAUAAGUUUCCCAUCACCCAACCUAAUGUUGCACUUUCACCAUCCAUUUCACAAUCAAAACUGCUUGCACUCUCUCCGCUCCUCAUUGUACGUCCAGUUGGGGCUGGCCAUCCCUCUUCACUCAUGUUUUCCUCUCCCAAUUCCACAUGUGCAUUCAGUGAAGCUAGUUGUAGGCGUAUGACAACCAAACAUCUUGAGUAUGAAUGGCUACUUGCAAGCCCAACAAGAAGGAUAUCCAAGCAAUGCAUUAAUGUUGUUGGUCGUUCUCUAUUGAUUGGCAAUCUGGAUUCUCUUCGAAAGCACGAGUACGAGCCUCCACCGAUCAAAGCAAUGUGUUUAUGUUUCAACUCCAGCCUUGUGGGCAAGGCUGUUUUGACAGAGAGGCAAUUGAUAGAGAUCAAGCUAAUGAUCUCCAUUAUCUCUUCAGAUUAUUUUCAUUAUUAUGGAGAUUGUUGAAGAUUACAAUUGAUAGAGAUCAAGCUAAUGAUCUUCAUUAUCUCUUGAGAUUAUUUUCAUUGUGGAGAUUGUUGAAAGGUUACUUUAAAUGUUGAGGAUUUGUUUCUUUGUUUAUCUAUAGGUUGAUCCUUAUAAAUAGCUCCUCUUUAGAAGAGCUAGAUAUCUCGGAAAAUAAAGUAUAUUAGGACGGUAUCAACCGUAGGCCUCUUCGGAGGAUUAUCUUGGCCUCUUUGGAGGAUUGUUCUUCUUUUAUAUUUAUUGAAUCCCAGUUCUUGUUUUAGUUCCGCCUUUCACUCCAUAACAUUAUCAUUCCAUAAACCAAGGAAACAAGAAAAGCAAUUUUGUGGU